This is a messenger RNA of Torulaspora globosa, 3279 nucleotides long. RefSeq names its product Pho81p (gene PHO81). NCBI's taxonomy places the organism in Eukaryota, Fungi, Ascomycota, Saccharomycetes, Saccharomycetales, Saccharomycetaceae. The record is from RefSeq and is a predicted model, not a curated record. The transcript has a single exon. Gene Ontology annotation, biological process: lipid metabolic process. Bases 1 to 3279 code for a protein of 1092 amino acids. Gene Ontology annotation, molecular function: phosphoric diester hydrolase activity; protein binding.
AUGAAGUUUGGGAAAUACUUAGAAGCCAGGCAACUGGAACUGCCUGAAUACAAUAGUCAUUUCAUCGAUUACAAGGCUUUGAAAAAACUCAUAAAGCAACUAGCAGUGCCGCUAACUCAGGCAUCUUCCACUGAUCAUUUGACCUUGGAUGACAUUGAUGAAUCGACCAUUUAUCAGAGAUUGCAGGAAAACAAGGCGUCUUUUUUCUUUAAGCUGGAGAGGGAAUUGGAGAAAGUCAAUUCUUAUUAUUUGGAGAAGGAAUCUGACCUCAAGAUCAUUUUUGACAUAUUGCAAACCAAAUUCAACUCUUACAGGGAGCGUGGACAAUUGUCAUCUAAAAAAUCAGUGUCCUAUGGUAAUAUUCUGUCAGGGUUCAAAAAGUUUCAAAGAGAUUUAGGUAAUUUAGAGCAAUUCAUUGAGCUGAAUAGAACCGGCUUUGCCAAAGUACUGAAAAAGUGGGACAAAAGAUCUCAUUCUCAUCAGAAGGAGUUUUAUUUGGCUACUGUGGUUGUGGUGCAACCAAUUUUUACAAGUAGCGAAGUGUCCAAACUAAACGACGCAACUUUAGGCAUUUUGGAUCAAUUAGACGGCGUAAGCAAGGAAGAUGCGCCUGAUUCAUAUGGCUCAGAAAUAAAUCGAAGAAGCACGAACACGCCUAUUGGGUUUAUUCCUUCUCCAACUUCGAGAUUAUCAUGUCAACAGCUUAUUGUGGGUCCUAAUACACCGGUGGUCCUUGAUCUGGACAUCGAAAUAGAGAAUUGGUUUCUGGAGAUCGUAAACAUUUCAAAGUUGAGAGAUGAGAAUAAGAAAUUCAGUUUGCUAAAGGAGUUCUUCAUGACGAAGAUGAAAGAUGUUAUUGACGACGCAAUCCCUCAAAGUAGAAUUGAUAAAGGUGUGGUUCUGAAAGACUGCUUGACUAGGCUUUUCCUCCUGCUGGUAGGCAGUAGCACAAUAGAUGAUGUGUCGCUUCAUGUUUUCUAUACAAGCACGAGAAAUAAUAUAGAUCUGUCGUACUGCGAUGAAAGUGACCAGGUUUUCUCCCGCAGAAAUGUUUUCCAUGAGGCAGGAAAUUGCAGCUCACAUAGCCGUAUCUUUGUCCUACGUGAGGCAUUGAUAAUGACAUCUGCUAUGCAGUCCGGCGAUUUGCCAUUCCUCAAGAAAGAUAAUUUGAAGGUUUUGCUUAACGCGCAAGAUCUGUAUUCACGAACUCCACUUCAUUAUGCGGCAGAGCUGGGUAAAUUGGAGUUUGUUAAGCUGCUUAUUUCUUCUAAUCUUUUGGAGUCCGUAGAUGUUCUGGAUAACCAUUCACAGACUCCGUUAAUUCUAGCUAUAAUCAACAAUCACACAGAAGUGGUUCGUGAACUGCUGGUUAAUGGCCAUGCUGCUGCAUUUCCGGACGUGGACGAGUUUUCCAAACCACAGUUUGCACCUUUGAUAGUUGCAUGUUACCACAAAAACUAUGGAAUCGCAAAGAUGAUCUUAGAACAAGGACAUGCGCUCUCCCCAAAGCUCAGUGAUGCUAAGGGUCUUGGAACGCUACAUAUUGUUGCCAAGGAAGGGGGUCCUGCCGAAUUGAUAGAACUUCUUGUCCGUCACGGUGCUGAUCCUAAUGGUGUCGAUAACUUCAACGUUUGGACUCCUAUAUUUUACGCUAUUCAAGAAGGACAUGCAGAGACUGUGAAAGUGCUUUUAAAAUAUGGAGCAAGGUUAGACAUUACAGAUGAGCACGGCUUGGGACCACUUUAUUACGCAAUUUGGGAGUCGCAUGUCGAUGUUCUAAACGUUUUAAUGGAGAACUUAACCAUCAUACAAAACGGCAAAGAACCUGUCAAUUACUUACCAAUAAUGACUACGAAGCCCAGGAGCCCUUCAAGCUCCUUGCAAGACAUUCCUGACUUUGCUUUGCCACCUCCAAUCAUACCAUUAAGGAAAUACGGUCAUAACUUUUUGGAGAAAAAGAUCUUCGUAAAGCUUAUCAUGAAGCCUGGGAAUGGUUCGAUUCAAUUUUUGAAGGAGGAUGAAAUGAUCCUUUCCUCUCCCGGAAGAAUUACCUUAACAUCUAACUUGGCCGAAAUUAUACCGAGAAACAUAAUUCUCCCAAUUUCGGAAGAAGAGGAACGUGAAGUUGCGUUUCAGGUUGAUUCGAUUGAAAAUUUCGCCAUAGAUUUUGAGAUAUUUCCAGCUUACGGGACGAGAAUUAUAGCCAAGACGACAGCGAUGCCAAAUUUGUUUAAUCUCGAAAUGGCCAAUGGGACUUCUAGUACAUCGUUACCGCUCUUCGAUACUAAGCUGACAAAUGUCGGGACAUUGACAUUCGACUACCAAGUCAUCAUGCCGUAUAACCAAAGGCCGUUGGAAAUCACUAAGUAUGAACCAUACUGGAAGUCAACUACUGGUACGGAUGUUGACCCCGGCAAAGAAGGACAACAAAUUGUUGCUUCUUCCCUAUCGGGAAGUUUUAUCACCGUUAUGGUACGUUGGCUGAGAGAUGGGACCAUUAUCGUUGCACGGCGGCCAUAUAUUGUUACGAACAAUGUCAAGAUUUUUCUCUGUGAUUUGACUCGACAGCAAUUGGAAGAGCUGCGCGGCUACAAACUCGAUGAUGUUAUGUUCAUUGACAACGAACAAACACUGAAAAAUUACUUAUCCACAAUGAUAUGCACAUUGAGUGAUCUCUUGGAAAAAGUACCACCAUCAAUUCAACUGGAAAUCCAAGUGUGCUUCCCAACCAAUUUAGAGAUUGACACUGUUCCUCUCAAUAUCAGCCCCUUACUUGACCUUAACAAAUUUGUUGAUCAAAUUCUUUUCCAUAUAUUCGAACAUGUGAGAAGGUUACGUCACUCAGGACAGAGUGUUCGUCCUGUUGUAUUCAGCUCCUGUAAUUGGCAAGCGUGCACAGUUUUGAAUUGGAAGCAGCCCAACUUUCCGGUCCUGUAUCAUAUGAAUGAUUUAAGAAAAGUUAACGAUCAAUUCGUUAGAGACACUCCUCACAAUCUAAAGGAUUUAGCACUAGAUCCCAGUAAAGUAACUUUUGCUGACGGUAGAUCCAAGUGCUUGCAUGAAAUCGUUUCGUUUGCUGUCAACAAUAACUUAUUGGGGAUCUCUUUGCCUUAUGAGCUGCUGACAAUUUGCAAAACGUUGAUAGAUGCCAUCCGUGGGCAUGGCCUCCUGUUGAUCGGUGCCCGUCUCCCCGGUGAUGAGGGUGCGCUCAACAGCGCUGGUGUCAAUGGAAUCCACAUGAGCUCCGAACUUGUAUUUUCUGAGAGCGUAGAGAUGUAA